UAUGGACUUGAAUGAUGCAGUUUUAACCUGCGGUGUUAAUCUACAAUGGAUGAAUGUUCUUGGUGUGAUUGGUCGCAAACUCACUUAUAAGAUCGCCACAUUAAGAUUGAUACGAAAUGACAUACGUGAGCUCUUCAUUGAACUGGCUACGGACAAAAGUAAACCUCUAAAGUUCAGAAUGAAGAAUAUAAUAAUGCACAAGAAAUUCAUGUCUGAGGGUAAAGCAUCCAUUAAUUUUAAAACUGAAAAUUGCGUUAUGUAUAUAUCAAAUGCACCUCCCGCACCGCUGAUGUAUUUCUUAAGAACUGUUUUCAUUAAAAUAAAUGGCAAUGAACAAAUAGAUGAAAUAGCAGCCCAAAAGCAAUUGCGGGCACACAUGUUAUCGGAAAAACCGUCAAUAUUCGAGGAAGUAUCACCUGUUACAACAUCUGAAAUGGUUUUGGCUCGGAAGAAGGCUGGUCUCAUAACGAAAAAUACUCCUUUGUUGGGCGAGAGUAGGAAACGUAAAUAUGAGGAAAUCAGAAAUGGUGAUGGAUUGAUGAACAAAGCGCCUGCUGCUAAAAAACUUUACCAGGAAUCGCCACAAAACGAUUUGAAAGCAGAAGAUUCUAUAAAAUUGUGUACAGAACAGAUGGAAGUCUUGCGGGCUUGUACUUCUGGUAAGAACGUUUUCUUUACUGGUUCAGCGGGAACGGGAAAAAGUUUUCUACUUCGUAAAAUUAUCUCAGCUUUGCCUCCGGAUGGAACCGUCUCCACAGCUUCUACAGGUGUAGCAGCUUGUUUAAUAAGUGGAGUUACUUUGCACGGCUUCGCUGGUAUCGGAAGUGGUGAGGCUUCAUUGCAACGUUGCUAUGAAUUGGCGUCACGUCCUUCGUCAGCUCAAGCCUGGCGAAAAUGUAAACGGUUAAUUAUUGAUGAAAUUUCUAUGGUGGAUGGAGAAUUUUUCGAUAAAAUUGAAGCCGUAGCGCGUCAUGUACGUCGUAAUGAUCGCCCUUUUGGUGGUAUUCAACUUAUACUUUGUGGUGAUUUUUUGCAACUGCCGCCGGUGACCAAACGGAAUCCUACUUUAGGAAACGUUGACGCACAGCAGCAACGCUUUUGCUUUCAAUCAAACGCUUGGGAAAAGUGCAUUGAAUUCGUUUUUGAACUGAAAGAUGUUCAUCGUCAAUCCGACCCUGAAUUUAUAAAAAUUCUGAAUCAUAUACGUAUUGGCCACGUCAAUGAAGGAAUAACAAAGCGUUUGAUAGCGACUUCAAAACAGAUCAUUGAAAGUAAUGGCAUUUUGGCUACUCAGCUGUGUUCACACACUAAUGACGCCGAUUGCAUUAAUGAGACCAAGCUCGAAAACUUGGCAGGAGAAAAGGUUCUCUUUAAAGCUGAGGACUCUGAUGCACAUAUGACGAAACAGUUGGAUGCGCAGGUCCAAGUGACAUCAGAACUUUACUUGAAAGUUAACGCACAGGUGAUGUUAUUAAAAAAUGUGAAUAUAUCAUCAGGCUUAGUAAACGGUGCCCGCGGUGUCAUUGUGCGUAUAGAAAAGGGCCUGCCGGUAGUGCGUUUUAAAAACAACAUGGAGUACACAUGUAAACAGGAGAAAUGGAUUAUCAAAACCCCUUCAGGCGGAACAGUAACGAGACGCCAAGUUCCUCUGAAAUUAGCCUGGGCAUUCUCUAUACAUAAGAGUCAAGGACUAACACUAGAUUGCGUUGAAAUGUCGUUAUCAAAAGUGUUCGAAGCUGGCCAGGCCUAUGUAGCUUUAUCCAGAGCAAAAUCCUUAGAUUCUUUACGUAUAUUGGAUUUUGAUGCUAAGCAAGUAUGGGCUAAUGCUCACGUGCUACAGUAUUACAAAUUAUUCAGACGACGUUUACAAAAUAUCACAAUGAUACCUUUAGGAUCGAGAACCGCAGAAGAAAAGGAACGCAAAACUGCGAAAAAUGCAAAUAGUUUAGACAAAUUAAAAAAAAGUCUCAUGAACAAACCUUUAGUCUCCAUUAGUUAAUUCGUUGUAAUUGAAGACUGGC
Glossina fuscipes is the source of this 2021-nucleotide messenger RNA. RefSeq names its product ATP-dependent DNA helicase PIF1 (gene Pif1). Bases 2 to 1999 code for a protein of 665 amino acids. The transcript has 3 exons. The record is from RefSeq and is a predicted model, not a curated record. Gene Ontology annotation, biological process: telomere maintenance; DNA repair. Gene Ontology annotation, molecular function: DNA helicase activity. Lineage: Eukaryota; Metazoa; Arthropoda; Insecta; Diptera; Glossinidae.